Molecule: messenger RNA, 976 nt
Organism: Triticum urartu
Lineage: Eukaryota; Viridiplantae; Streptophyta; Magnoliopsida; Poales; Poaceae
Source: RefSeq, a predicted model, not a curated record
AGUGCCACUCGCGCUGUCUCUUACUCUUAUAUACAUACCCCACUCCAACCAGCACAGAUCAGCGUGAUCCAUGGCGGGCGGGUGCAAGGCGGCGAUCGGGUGCGUGGACGCGCGCGUGCCGGUGCGGGCCAGCUACGUCAGCCUCUACAAGUGGCCCGAGUCCGACGCCGAGUUCGUCCGGUCCGUCGCCAUGGCGCGGCGCCACCGCCAGCACCCGGACAGCCCCGCUGCCGCUGCCGCCGGGUGCUACGGCGGCGGCAGCGCCAGCAUGCGCCGCGGGGCUGGCGUCGAUGUUGGUGGAGACAGCCCGCGGGUGGUGGACAGCUACUCGUGCCGCCAGAUGUACCUCCGCAGCUACACCUUCUCGACGCGGAAGGAGACCGUGCCCGAGCGCACCAUGGCGUGCCUCGGCCGCGUCCGGGAGCGCGCCGCCGUCUUCCCCAGCUUCCUCCCGCACCGGGGCGGCGGCGGCGGGUCCGACGCCGGAAGCUCGUUCGGCAGCUCGAGCGGCGGUGGAGGCCAGUACUCCGGGAGGGAUCAAGACGGGCGCCGCGGGACUACGACCGGCGGCAGCAACGGGAGGAGGAAGCGGAGGAGGAAGAAGAAGGGGUGCGCCGUGGUGAGGAGGCUGCAGGAGGCGUCGUGCGGCGCGGUGCGGGCCAUCUUCCGCCGCCUGCUCGCCUGCACCACCACCGUCGACGUCGAGGUCGCCGAGCCGCCGCCCGGCCGGUGAAUGCCGCCAUUUGCAUGCCGGACUUAUCCUCGGUCCUUUUUUUGGCAUUCUAUUUUUCCUACCGAGUAGUAAUUAAUAUAUAUUCAGUAUAUUUUAAUCAUUUUUCUACUCGAGUUACAGUACAGUAGUAGCUUCUGUUCGUAGCAAAUGAGUAACAUAUAUAUCAUCAGCUUGUAACUUAUUUAUGAUUGUGCUAUAUUUAUUUCUUGUUACAUAUAUGCAUACAACCGGUGUGGUUACUUA